CCGCCUUUGAGACACCUUACAGCAUCUUUUUACUCUCACCAUGUGGAAGGCAGCUCUCUUGACCCUGGGCUUGUUGGCGGUGCUGGUGGACAGGGUUCGGACCAAUGACGGUCAUCCCUCUUUCUACGGGGUGAAACUGUGUGGAAGAGAGUUCAUUCGAGCUGUCAUCUUUACCUGCGGUGGUUCUCGCUGGAGGAGAGGCAUAGAAGACCCAGCUCUCAUUGGAGAAGAGGCAUAUGACCCAUGGAACACAAAUGCCAUCCCUCAACUCAACGGGGAGCAAGAUCCUGCAGAGUCCCAACAAGCAUGGAGAGAUCAAACAUUGAAAGCUGCAUCUGUGUCUGUUGGAUUCAGCCGCUCAUCGCGCUCACCAAUAUCAGAGGAGGUGCUGGAGGCUCUACGGAGUGCAGAUAGGAAAGGACGAGAUGUGGUGGUCGGACUGUCCAACGCAUGCUGCAAAUGGGGCUGUAGCAAGAGUGAAAUCAGCUCUCUCUGCUGAACCUUUUUUCCUAAAUAUGUUCCUGUCUAAAAUGCAGAGCUCUACUUUUUUCAUUUGUGAUUCUUCACAUGUAGAAUUCCAGAUCCCAUCCAACUCACUGUGCAUGUGAUGACUAUUGAUACAGGAAUGUGAAUGUGUAUGUGUGAUGAUCAAAUAUUGACAUGUAUAAUUCAAUAAAGCUUUGUG
Messenger RNA from Trematomus bernacchii (emerald rockcod), 685 nucleotides. RefSeq names its product relaxin 3b (gene rln3b). Gene Ontology annotation, cellular component: extracellular region. Gene Ontology annotation, molecular function: hormone activity. The transcript has 2 exons. Lineage: Eukaryota; Metazoa; Chordata; Actinopteri; Perciformes; Nototheniidae. The record is from RefSeq and is a predicted model, not a curated record. Bases 41 to 499 code for a protein of 152 amino acids.